Camellia sinensis is the source of this 2183-nucleotide messenger RNA. NCBI's taxonomy places the organism in Eukaryota, Viridiplantae, Streptophyta, Magnoliopsida, Ericales, Theaceae. The record is from RefSeq and is a predicted model, not a curated record.
GUAAAACUCUCUCUCUCUCUCUCUCUCCCUCUCCGUCUCUGUGAAUGUAAAACCCCCUUGAAGUUGAACCUUCCUCGAACCACAUUCUUUGUGCUGAUCACCUGCUCUUGUUCUCUAUCAAACCCCCCAACUACAAUUUUCUCGUCUUUUUCCAGCACUCGGUAUUGUGUUCCUAGAGAGAGAAACUAAGGAGUGUUAGAGAGAGAGAAAACCUCUGAGAGUUUACUUUCUUUCUCUUACCAUAAUUAGCUUAUAGAUUUGUUUUCCAAUUGAGUUAGUGUUGGAUUUUGGAUAGACUUAGAAAACCCACUUCAAUUUUAGUCGGUUUUCGAUUUCGUAAUAUUCCUUGAAAUACCGCUUAGAAAAUUUUAAUCGAUUUUCCGGAGAAAACUUUUUGGGUUCAAUCAAAAAUCUCUGUUACGAUCAUAUCACAAGUCUUGUCUAUUACGUAACCAAUCAAAAACUAGUUUCAACUAAAGGGUUCUAGCUGUGUUCCUCGAUCGUUUCAUACAAAACCCUCCAUCAAAUUCACGUGUUUUUGGUUUUUUGGUUUCUGGGUUCGAUCAAAAUCAGAGAAAAAAAACCAAUUCUGAUUUCUGGGUAUUGAUCAAAACUCGAUUUUUCGAUCUGGGUUCUAGCGAUGUCAACGAAAUCUGGAAACCUGGAUGAUUGGAGAGACUACUUUCGGUCUUCCAAUUCCGAUAUAUUCGAUAUCAUCGAACAUUCGAUCAUGGUUGCUGCUUCGGAUUGUCCACAGGAGUUCAGAUUGAGAAGAGAUCGAAUUGCAGAGAUUUUGUUUUCGUGUAAAUUGUCUCGGUGUGUUGGUUGCGACCGAGUCGAUUUGGCUGUGUCUAGAGAUAAUGAUGAAGAAGAAGGUUGCAAGACUGGGUCUGAUAGAGAUGGGUGUGAAUUUGAGACUGGUGCUAGUAAAGAGAGUAAGGUGAAUACUUACGGAGAUGAUCAUAUAGAGAUUAAUAUGAAUCAUGUGAGUAAUUACAGUUAUGGAGAAGCAGAGGCAUUGACUAAUGAGAUUGAAUAUGAGAGUCAGAUUGUUGGAGAGGUCUUGAGGAUCAAAGGGAUUCUUGAUAACAGUAAUGAUGAGGCUGAUUCAGUGUUGUUGGAUUCGCUGAGGCGGCUUCAAUUGAUGGCUUUAUCCGUGGAUACAAUGAAGGCCACAGAGAUUGGAAAGUCGGUUAAUGCUCUCAGAAAGCAUGCAUCAAAUCAGAUUCGUCAGCUUGCACGGACACUCAUCGGUGUGUGGAAAGAAAUGGUAGACGAAUGGGUCAAAGCUACAUCGACUGUUGCAGUUGAAGAAGGUACCCCUGAAUCUGUGAACCCAUCUGUCAUUGACGAAGAAGAAGGGCUUCCUUCUCCUCCAAUGGAUGAUGUAGGUUUCCUGAGUGCUCCAAUAGAGCUGUCCCAGUUCUUUGACGGCAUUGAUGAUGAUGGAAAUUUUCGAAACAGUGGGGAAUUCAAUAAGAAGUAUGAAAAUGGGAGAAAACAAUCAUUGGAGAACCAUAACAUUCCCAAACGGAAGCAACAGGUUCCACACGAGUCUUAUGUUACUCCCAAGGACAGAAAGGGCGAACAAAUGAAGAAACAAACUGCUGUUGUGAAACCACACAAGCCAUCAAACACUGAAUCUGGAUCUGGGAGACCAACAAAAGUAACUGUGGAGCGAAAGGUCAACAAUGAGACAAAGUUCCAGCAAAAGUCAGACAAGGUGUCCAUCCAAAAGAAGCCACUGUCUGCUCAACAAGAUAAACUGAAGUGCUUGGACGAGGCUGCAAGACUCGAAGUCACAAAGAGGAAGCUCCAUGAACGCUACCAACAAGCUGAAAAUGCAAAGAGGCAGAGAACGAUCCAGGUUAUGGAAUUGCAUGAUCUCCCCAAACAAGGGCUUGGCAAUAGACAUCCACACAUGAGGCCUGGAAAUCACAACCGGAAUUGGGCAAAUGGGCGCCGCUAGCGUGGGUGGAGCUAUGCAUGAAGUAGUGGGUUCAAUUUGAAUUUUUUUUUAGAAUUAUGUACUAUCAUAUAAAAUUUUUCAGAGGUUUUCAUAAACUGACACCAUUAAAAUUGUUCAAAAAAAAAUAGAUUUAUCAACAAAAAAAAAUUAUUUAAAUUUGAUGCACGAGGUAAUGUGGCUCAAUACCAUGAACUUCCCAUCUCUGUUUGCUUCA